Messenger RNA from Gongylonema pulchrum, 270 nucleotides. The record is from the annotation of a GenBank genome assembly. Lineage: Eukaryota; Metazoa; Nematoda; Chromadorea; Rhabditida; Gongylonematidae.
UUGCAGGGCCUUGGAUCGAUUUAUCUCUUCCGCAACCAUACCGAAGUGGAGUCCUUCGACCGUUACAGUAACACUGGUUACAAGAGCCUGCGUCCCGGACAUCAAUAUGAAAUUGGUGCGCGAGAAUGCGACGGCUUCAUUUCCAAUACAUUUAGCAGCGCUUCCAGCUCGGCUCCCGGCUAUUCAUCGCGUUAUCAAGCAGAUUUCUACGCAAGUUUUACUUCUUUCCUUGAAAUUAAACUGUCCGUGGCAGGUGCUUUUAACUGGUGA